Messenger RNA from Saxophila tyrrhenica, 1002 nucleotides. RefSeq lists its product as uncharacterized. The record is from RefSeq and is a predicted model, not a curated record. The coding region runs from base 1 to 1002 and encodes 333 amino acids. Gene Ontology annotation, biological process: protein insertion into ER membrane. Gene Ontology annotation, cellular component: cytosol; TRC complex. Gene Ontology annotation, molecular function: protein binding. The transcript has 2 exons. NCBI's taxonomy places the organism in Eukaryota, Fungi, Ascomycota, Dothideomycetes, Mycosphaerellales, Extremaceae.
AUGUCGGCCAAGAUCCAGAAGGUGCUCGCACGGCAGAAGAGCAAAAUCGAAGAAGGCGAAUUCUACGAGGCGCACCAGCAGAUCCGCACCAUCGCCAACCGCUACGUCAAGGCCAGCGACUGGCCCGCCUCCAUCGAGCUCCUCUCCACCGGCGCAUCUCUCCUCCUCAAGGCCGGACAGGGCGGGUCUGGCGCGGACCUGUGCAACUACCUCAUCGAAGUCUACCAGAAGGCCGAGCUGAAGCAGGACACGGCGAAUAAAGCGCGACUCCUUGGUCUCCUUCGGGCCUUUCCGCCAAAUGAGCCGGCCAAGAAGAAGUUUGUUGGCGGCAUCGUAGAAUGGAGCAGCAAGAACGGCGACUUCCCAGCAGGAGACCCAGAGCUACACCAUGUCAUUGGCACACUUUUCGCGGACGAGGGAGAAGUCUACGAUGCGGAGCGACAUCUUGCGCUUGGUACCUCCGACUCGGCGCAGACCAUGAGCGACAUGGAGUACGAAUGGUACUCCAGCGACGAGCCUUCAACAGCACCACACUAUGCCGCCCGCGCCGUCUUCCCCUACCUCCUUAUUGGCAACACCCGCGCCGCGAACAAAGCGCUCCUCCUCUUCACCAGCAAGCUUUCUUCAUCACACCCCGGCCUGGGCGUGCAGAGCAUAUCCUCCCCAUCCUCCGACAUCCGCAUAUACCCUUCGCUUCCACUCCUCAACUUCCUCGGCCUCCUCCUACUAGCCAUCCAGCGCGGCUCUUCAGACCUGUUCAAGCAGCUCAAGGCACACUACGCGACACAUCUGAAAGAGGUGCCGUGGGAUGAUGCGAUGGCGCAACUCGGUGAGAUGUUCUUCGGCAUCAAGAUCCCAAGCCAAAGCAAUCCCAUGUUCGACAUGAUGAGCUCAAUGUUGAUGGGAGGCAACAAUCCAUUUGCGAUGAAGAAGAAGGAUCCCAGAGCUGUCACUUCGACGGCAACACCUCCACCGCCCACGAGCGCACCUGCGGUCGAUUGA